CAAAAGUGAGUGGGCAUCACCCGAAGGAGCAGCUCUGGCUGCCGAGGUGGGGAGUGCCACAGCCAUGGGGGUGACCUGGACCCUCCAGCCUCGGCGUUCUCCCCGGGGCAGCUGCAGGAAACGCCAGAACGCUGAAGCUGCUCAGUGAGGACAUUGCACCCACUGGACAUCUCUACACCUGUCCCUCUGUGCCUGCACCCCUGGGCUGUUUUGGGCUACUGUGAGGAUCCCUAGUCACUCCCCUUUGCCAUGAUCGUGUGCCAGAUUUUCUGGGAAAGUUCAUUGGACUCUUCUAUGGAGCAGUGACUGCCAGGGAAGAGGAUCCCGGUGCUGCUGGCACAGCGGAGCAGGGAGGGCUCAAGGGGUGAAAGCUUCCCAGCUGGUCAGUAUGUUUAGGAGAGACUUGAGACCUGAUUCUUGGUUCUUCAGCUUUCUGGUUGGUCUGUCCAGGAGUCUCCUUGCCUCUGCAGCCCUUGCCAAGAACCAGACUUCUAAAGGUUUUGCUCCCGUCACAAUUGAGACCCCAAGACACACGUAUGAAUAUGUGGCCACUGCUCUGGACUGGUGGCAAGCUGAGAGGUUCUGUGAGCAGCGCUUUGCUCAGCUGCUCCUUGAACCCCAGCACAGAGAGCAAGGCUCCUUCAGCAAACUGCUGCAGUCCCACCACAUCAGAGGUUCUGUCUGGCUAAAGGAAAGGGACAGUGUCCUGCACAAAACAAAGAGGAGACGUGGCCACACCGUACCAGUCCUGAUAUUCAGAGACAAAACAGACACAAAAUAUGUGAAGGUGCUCUCUGACUUCCCAGCACUGCCAGCUGUCACAGCCUGUGCCCACCUCCAGUGGGACACCAGGACCCAGGAGAUCGCCACCAUCUUCUCCUAUGCCGUACCUGCUUUCAUUAACGAGUUCCAGCUCCGUGGCUGUGUGGAUGAGGAAGGCUUUGUUCGCUUUGCCCUCAUAGUCCACGGGCACCAUUCCCCUUACCUGCCUGUGUUCCGUGCUGAUGGGCAGUGGCAUCACUUCUGUGUGACCUGGCAGCAGGAAAAUGGCACCUGGGCCAUCUAUGCUGAUGGGAAAAGGAGGGCGUCUGCCAGGGGUUUGUGUUCUGUGGGGACAUCUGCCCCCCAGGCCAUCCUGGGCCAGGGGACCUUCAUAAUUGGGCAGGAUCAAGAUUCCCUGGGGGGCACCUUCAGGGCAAAGGAGUCCUUCAGUGGGAACAUCACUGACUUGCACAUCUGGCAGACAGUCCUCAGCACCGAGCAGAUUGAGAAAGUUCGCUCGUGCUGGGUGGUGGAGCAAGGCCUUCUUUUUGGGUGGAGCUCGAAUGCCCUGGAAGUGGAGAGCACCGUUCAGGCAGUGACCACACAGCUCCUUUGCCCAGGGCCUGUUGAGGAAUGCAGAGUUUUGGAAGUUGGCAGCAGUGGACUCAGUUAUGCAUCUUGUCUGCAGACUUUGCCUUUCAUCUGUCACUACAGCAAGGAUGCAUACUGGCAACUGAAGAGAGCUCAGCUGGAGUCCAGUCACUGGCUCGCCAGCGGCGUGAACACCCUUGCAGUGAGGACUGUGAUUCCUGACAGUGUCUUCACGAGUGGUGUGCAAGACAUGAACCUCUCUGAGGCUCUUGAUGUUCUUCAUAUCUUGGCAACUGUUCUGAGAGAAGGAGAAGUGCCUGUGCUUGAGCCAUCUGACCUCCUUGCAGUGCUUCAAUUACUAAAGCAAGUUUCACAUAUGGAAAUCCAAGAGGGAGAUGAGCUGGAGAUGUUGGAGCAGUUGGGCCAGUAUUACAUGGAAAUAACUGAGUUAAUUCUGGAGGAGCAGAAUGCUGGGACAUGGUCAUCCAUCAGCCAGGUUAUCAGGGGGCCCAUGGCUGUCGUUGAGCUCUGUGACAGAAUGGUGUCACUCUUGGUCCCACUGCUGACCCCAGAGAGGACAAAGAUCACAAUCCAACAAGGGAAUAUUGGGGUGGAGGUGAGGGAGCUGGAGCUGAGCGAGCAGGAGCUGAGCGGAGGGGCGUACGUGGUCCGGGCCCCCGAGAAGGGCAGGCACGACCUCAUCGAAGUUCCCGCAGAGGAAAUGCAAAGGCUGAAAUCCAAAGGUCUCCACAGAGUCACAGUGAAGAACAUGUGGUUUGGCUACGGCUCCCUGCAGCGGGGCCUGUCCAGCAGUGGCACCAGUGCUGUGGCUGCCUCUGAUGGGGGACAGAAGUACCUGAGCACCACCGUGGGCACCGCUGUGAUCUCCUCCACCGUGCUCAGUGACUUCCAGGAGAUCAGCACGGCCGUGCGCUACCGCCUGCAGCACCGCGCCCAGGACCUGCCCAAUUCUCUGCUGGGGCCCAUCUGUGCCUUCUGGAACUUCAGCCUCAGCCCAGAUGCUGGCGGGAUGUGGUCCACAGCUGGCUGCUCUGUGGUGAUGUCUCUCCCAGACUCCACUGCCUGUUUUUGCAACCACACCACAAAUUUUGCCAUCCUGCUGCAGGUGUUCGAGCAGGAGAGGACCACCACGGAGGAGUUCACACUGCAGACUCUGACUUUUGUUGGGUGUGGAGUUUCCUUCUGUGCCUUGAUAGUCACCUUCAUUCUGUUCUUGGUAGUUCGCGUCCCCAAGAGUGAACGAACAACCGUGCACAAGAACCUGAUCUUUGCACUGGCUGCAGGAGAAGCUCUGCUCAUGUUCAGUGAGUUGGCCAAGAGCAACCAGGUGCUGUGUUUCAUGGUCACUGCCUUCCUGCAUCUCUUCUUCAUGGCAGCCUUCUCAUGGAUGCUGGUGGAGGGGCUUCUCCUCUGGAGCAAAGUGGUAGCAGUCAACAUGAGUGAAGACAGGAGGAUGAAGUUCUACUACGUGACAGGCUGGGGGCUUCCAGUCCUUAUCGUGGGGGUGACCCUUGCAACUUCCUUUAACAAGUAUGUGGCAGCCAAGCACUGCUGGCUGAGCGUGCAGACCAACGUCAUCUGGGCCUUCGUGGGGCCUGUGCUCUCCAUCCUGGCUGUGAACACCUUCGUGCUGCUCCGGGUGGUGACGGUGACGGUGGCCAGCGCCCGCAGGAGGGCCAAGAUGCUGACCCCCAACAGCAGCCUGGAGAGCCAGAUUGGAACACAGAUCUGGGCCACAGCCAAACCCGUCCUGGUUCUGCUGCCCGUGCUGGGGCUCACCUGGGUGUGUGGGGUCCUCGUCCACCUCAGCAUCGUUUGGGCCUAUGUGUUCAUCGUGCUGAACUCCUUCCAGGGCCUGUACAUAUUCCUGGUCUAUGCAGUCUAUAACAGUGAGGUGAGGAAUGCCAUCCAGAGGAUGAAGGACAAGAAGAAAGCCCUCUCGUUCACAAACUGCUCUCAUCCCAUCAACUACUUAUCCAGCCCGAGAAACACGAGCUCCUGGGAGACAGGGAAGCUGAGUCCUGCAGCUGAGAGUGCCCUGCCGAGCCCUGUGCAGAAAGACCCUCCAGUGAAGAACAUCAUCAACAAAGGAAACUUUGGAGCCAAAAUUCCCAUGGGAAUUUCAUCAAUUAUGUCACCCGAGAGACCGGCCAUAGAGCUGACGGCGUUCAAGUGCUCAGGUUUCUGAGAAGUUUCUGGGUGACGAGCCUGCAGUGCCGAGGGUCCCCCAGCAGGAAGGAUGGCAGCUCGGAGGAGCUGCUUCCCUUGGAGAGCUUCCAGCGCGGGCAGAGCUGCCGGCCUGCGCUCCUCCCUGCACCAGGGCAGCCAAAGCAAGGCAGGGGCAGUGCGGGGUGCCAGGGGGCUGUGUCUGCUCUCACUGCCCUGCUGCUCUCCGGGGCGGGCACUCCACAGGCAGGUCCCUGUGCUCUGGGCUCCCCACGGCUGCCGCAGCCUCUGCCGGGGCAGCCGAGGCUGGAGCUGGGGCAGCGGGAUGGGAACGAGCCCAGCUCUGCCCGUGGCAGCCGUGCCCAGGCAGUGCCACACCCCUGCUGCGGAUGGCAGCACCCCUGAGCUGGGGAUGGGCUGUGUACAAAGCACAGGCACUAGGGAAGCCAGCAGCUGGCUUCAAGCCUUUUCUAAACCAGCUGACAUCAAUAGCAUCUUCUGCUGUUUAGGACAAAAAUCCUCUCCCUGCUCCCGCUUGGGUUCCUUCCCGGCUGGCCUGGCCCCUCGCCAGCUGGGCGCUGCUUCCCUUCCCUCUUCUCUUAUUACCUCUAGUGUUUAGAACAUAGAAAAUGUGGUGGGGUUUUGCUGAUUACCACAACAGUAAAUGCUGAUUUUAAAGACAACCUCCUCUCCUUCUUGCACUGUGUCCAAGGGAAGGGGCUCAUGUCCAGCUCCGCGUGGCUGAGCACAGCCAAGGGGGUUUGGCUGUGGUGCAAGGACCUGGGCACUGCCCACUAAUUGCUAAAACAUGUUGCUGUUCCUGCACUCACUUGCAAAGUGCUUUAAGAGUCAUUAUGGCAAUUCCCAGCAGCACUUUGAACCCAUCUGGAGUCCUCAGUACCCUGAGGCAAAGGCAGCAGCAGCCCCCUGCCACAGCCACCCUGUCCUGGUCCCACAAAGGCAGGGGACACUCCAGGAGUGCGCCACAAACACCCAGCCCUCCCCAUGCCAAGCACCAACCACCAGGGUUAGAAAGACAGCCAAAAAUGACAAAGUCUGGGUUUUAAAUGAACUGCAAAAUUUAUUACAGUGGUUUGCUCCUGACAAAGAAGUUGGUAACCUUCUGCCUGGGAAGGAAGGGGGAGGAGUGGGGAAGGGCAGGGAUGAGAGGGAGGAAAGGAUGUAAGAGACAGAGAGAGACACUUAAGGACACUUUUCAUUUUCUGAAAAUAAAACAUCUUUUACCUCCCAAAACGUUUUCUCCAGUUCUUUAAGUUCACAAAAAGAAGAAGGUGAAACCAAACCACAGACUUCAGGAGGAAAAUGCACAAACGUGUUAAAGCAGAGACAAACAUGCUCUUUCUUCUGUGUCUAACAAGCGUCACAAACCGCCCGGCUCUGGGCACAGCCGCUGUGGCUCCUCAAGGCACCGGCUCUGCAGUGGCCCCUGGGCACCGGGACAUGCCACACCCUGGGAAACAAACCUGAACAACCCCGGGCACGCUGCAGGACCCCCAGAGCUGGGGGUGUGUGGGCAGGGGCUGUGCCAGCCCCAGUGGUGGGGCAGAGGAGAGGAGAGCACGGCUGAGACCGAGAGAAAGCAGCACUGAGAGUCCAGCAUGGCCCAGUCUGGGGGGCUGUGACCCCCAGUGCUCCCAGUCCUGUCUGUGAGCCCCGAUCCCAUGAUGGGACAGGAACAGAGAGCUCUCUGCCUGUAGCUUAGGCACAGCAUUCAUUUGCUGUCCCCUGCGGAUAUGGCAGAGCACAGGAGAGGGCCAAGAGGCCCAGCAUGGACAGUCCUUAUUCUU
Molecule: messenger RNA, 5348 nt
Organism: Prinia subflava (tawny-flanked prinia)
Lineage: Eukaryota; Metazoa; Chordata; Aves; Passeriformes; Cisticolidae
Gene: ADGRD2
Product: adhesion G protein-coupled receptor D2
Exons: 26
Coding region: 389-3562 (1057 amino acids)
Biological process (GO): adenylate cyclase-activating G protein-coupled receptor signaling pathway; cell surface receptor signaling pathway
Cellular component (GO): plasma membrane
Molecular function (GO): G protein-coupled receptor activity
Source: RefSeq, a predicted model, not a curated record